GUUUUUCACGAACGUUCUGGACAUGCUGAUGCCGGAGGGUAUGCCAAAGUUCGUGGUAGAGGUUGGCUCACUGCAUGGCCAUUCUGCCAUCCACAUGGCGACGGUCCUGGACGAAUUAAACAUGCCGCGAGUACCAAUCCUCUGCAUCGAUCCGUUCACUGGCGACACAAAUAUGUGGGCCAACUACCAGAAGGAUCGGAGCGUGGCUGGCUGGGUCAAAAUCAUCGACGGCCGGAUGAUGGUGUUUGACCAGUUCAUGGCCAAUGUUCAGUUCGCCGUGAAUCGAACUGUGUCACGCAAUCACAUUCUGCCAUUUCAGGCGACUUCGACAGUUGGAGCCAGGUGGUUAGUGGAGAAGGGCUUCUACCCGGACCUGAUAUUCCUGGAUUCAGCGCACGAGCUAGACGAAACCUUCCUGGAGCUGUCGCUCUACUACGACAUACUGGAGCCGGGUGGCAUUAUGUUUGGUGACGACUAUGGGUGGGCUGCUGUCAGACAGGACGUGGAAAAGUUCGUGGCGCACCACAACGCAAUGCGCGAAGCCGACCCUCCUGAGUUCAGGAUCGUUCGCGCUGAGCCAGGGUCGAGCCAUGUGCUUUGGAUGAUGCGAAAGCCGAAGCUUGAAAAGUGA
This is a messenger RNA of Symbiodinium pilosum, 631 nucleotides long. Lineage: Eukaryota; Dinophyceae; Suessiales; Symbiodiniaceae. The record is from the annotation of a GenBank genome assembly.